Messenger RNA from Clunio marinus, 3105 nucleotides. Lineage: Eukaryota; Metazoa; Arthropoda; Insecta; Diptera; Chironomidae. The record is from the annotation of a GenBank genome assembly.
UAAUGUUAUUCAGAUAAAACUUGUUAUUAACCAUUGGAUGUUACACCUUAAAUAUUAUUGUAACAAAACUUGUAAAGAGAAUUUAAACAAGAGGAUGCUUUGUACAUUAAAAAUAUCUCUCACACAACGUUUGAUCUUCAAUGAAGUAAAACUAAUCUUUACGAGUAAAUCUAAAUCUAGUAUUGCUUGCAACUCCUGCAUAUUCACACGUGUGAACAUGUUUUGUUAGGACUAAAGUAAAAAAAAAACAACAAACUGCACCUGGAAGAAAAAGAAGAAAACAGAACAAAAAAUAGGAAAAAUCUAAAAUUGUGUUGUUAAACUGCAUUAAAGUGAGAACUUUACAAGUAAAUGCUUCGACAAAUGUUUCGUUUUUGUUUUAUAUAAAAAAAUAAAAUACCUACCUAGUUGUUUAGUUUCAUUUAAAGUCGUUGCUUGAUUUUCGUGUACUUAAAUUUAAAUGGCUGGUGUUUUGUUUAUUAUUUGUGUUCCUGUUGAAAGAUAUGAACAGAUCAUAUCAAAUAAGUCAGAAGGUUUCGAUUUUCCGUGGAUAAAAAGUGUAGCACAUUCGAUUAAAGUAAGGGAACCGCUUCAGCCAGUACAACAAUUAAACUCUCCAGACAUCGCAGUGACUAGUUAUGAGAAUCUUAAAGAGUCACAGCAAAGUUCAUCGUUAAGUACGUCUGUAGGAUCCUUCGAUUCCGAUUCAGUGAAUCCGAGUCAUCGAGAAGAUCGUAGGAAAAUUUCCACCAUCACUUCAAAAAAUGAUAAGAAGAAACCAUUACAAAGGACAAAAAGUGCUGAUGAUGUUAUCUCAGAAUCGAAAGAAAAGAUAUCUGACGAUGAGUUUCGUGAAAAACUCGGCUCAGUGGACAGUGACGUCUUUAAUCGAACAGUGAAAAAACACGCCAGAAUUGUUGAAAAUGAAAAAGCGACUGAUAAAUUUUACGGAACAAACACGGAAAGACCGCAACUUGAUGAUAACACUCCAUUGGAACGAGUCAUUCAAGAGAUAAUCGAGAGAAUGGAAAUCCGAAAUGUAUCAUGGGUUCGAGUGAACUCUGGAAAUUGUUAUCAAGUACAAUUCACUCUCGAGAACGGUGAUCGAUGUGACGACACCAUUCAUUUGUUGAGUGAGUUUGGAAUAGGACAAAAAGAAGGAUCGUCUGUUGCAAUCAUUCCUUGUACAUUGUACAACAGUGAACCGAUAAGAAAACCAAACAUUGACGAUGAAGCACAAUCAGGUCACUCAGGAAACAAGGAAAAAUCAUGGAAUAAAUUUAUUGGCACUGUUCGAGCACGAUUAAAUGUUGCAAAGAUCGUUGAAGCUGUUAAAAGUGACGGUGACUUGACAUUUGAUUUUAUUGUUCUUCUCAUUGUCGCGAGUAUUCUUGCUAGCUUCGGUUUAGUUGAAAACAGCACAUUAUUCCUUGCUGCAAGUAUGUUGAUCUCACCACUUAUGGGACCAAUCUUAGCUGCAACAUUUGGUGCUGUCAUCAAAGAUCACAAACUUCAAUUCUGGGGUGUUCGUAAUGAAAUCAUCGGAAUUCUUCUUUGCAUCUUUGUUGGGUCUGCUUUUGGAUUAAUCACAUGUGGAUUGGAUUCAAUUUUUGCGAGUGAAAAGCAUCUUCAAUUAACGUUGGAAAUGUCAAACAGAACAAAUUUUCAUUCAGUUAUUGUAGGAAUUUUCAUUGCUUUACCUUCCGGUGCUGCUGUUGCGAUUGCAGUGUUAGGAGAGAAUUUUGGAUCACUUGUUGGUGUUGCAAUUUCUGCUUCUCUUCUUCCACCUGCUGUCAACACUGGCUUGAUGUGGUCGUUUUCGUUAGUUCAUGCAUGCUCGAAAGACUUCAGUUCACGAUUCAAAUCUUUUGUCAUGAAUAAGAAAUAUUCCGAUGAUCAAGCUAUCGAGCUUUUAGCUCUCGGCGGUAUCAGCUUAUUGGUGACUCUAACAAAUGUUUUAUGUGUUUAUCUUAUGGGAUAUUUCUUCUUGAAAGUUAAAGAAGUUGCGCCUGUUUCCGAUGACCAUCAACGACAGUUUUGGAAGCAUGACAUAAAAAUCGCACGCGAUUACAACAAGACACUUCAUGCCGAAGAAGGUCGAAACAUGCAAGCGCAACUUUCGCAAUAUGUGAAGAAUGAGUCGAUCAAUUUUAAAGGUGUUGGAGCUGAAUUGUUGAGGCAAAAUCAUUAUCCUUAUAACAACACGUGGUCGCCAUUGACAUUGCGUUACAAUAAUCGAAAGGAAGGAAAUCAUGCUCGUACCAGUCUUCACGAUCUUGACGCUCUCUACAUGAACUUAGCAGGAAGAAAUGGAAUAACGGAGAGACAUUCUUGUUCUUUUGGACGUGUGAAAAGUCCAUCACCACAACAAGACAAUCUUUCAACUGAUAAUAAAUAUAAACAUGGAAUAGCAAUUCCAACAAGAAUUCAGAACUCUUACGAUGGUUUAAAAGCUGCUUCAGCUCCACUUGAAGUUAUUUGUGAAACGCCAAAGAGAAUUCAUCAUGAUUCAAAUUUGGUUGGAUUUAAUCACAUGGCCAGCACUUCAGGGACAAGCGCAAAGAAAUUUAUUGUCACACCAGCUCAUGAUCCAUUAAAAUAAGAAAAAACUUAACUUUUAUCAGCUCUUUUUCUUUAUUAACAUUUAUAUUAAAUCAUUUUCAGUAAUUUGUAUGUCAUUCAAAUUUAAUUAAACACUGAUUUAAAUAAGAAAAUAAAUUUAUGCUUGAUGAUCGUCUACAACUUCACAAGUUCAAUACUUUUAUCGUAUAACCAUUUAGCAGUUUCAUCAUUUCUCGCGUUACUCGACGGCGUUUUCUCUUUGCAAUCGCUGAAAUAUUUUCCGGUAACAUUUUCCAAGUCAGGAUCGAGAGCGACACAAAUUUGCGUCUGUGCACCUUCCCAUGGUGUUUUGUAUAAGAAUGAGAAAGGUUUCAUGAAGAAUCUUUGGAAAUUCGCACUCAUAUGUCGUCCAAGUUCUGUUUUAACCACACCUGGAUGAAGACUGUUGACAACCACACCUGUUCCUUCAAGUUUUUUCCCCAAUUCUCGUGCAAACAAAAUGUUUGCCAACUUACUUUGUCCGUACGCUCCCCAUUUCGAGUA